Messenger RNA from Soboliphyme baturini, 1764 nucleotides. The record is from the annotation of a GenBank genome assembly. NCBI's taxonomy places the organism in Eukaryota, Metazoa, Nematoda, Enoplea, Dioctophymatida, Soboliphymatidae.
AUGAGCGAUACGGCGACAAAACUUACCACCAAGAUUCUGGAACUCGCCUGUAAUAUGCAAUUGCUAUUGACACCCGACGCGCAGCGGAAUUGGGGCGUCGCUCAUGACGGAAAUUCACAAGGCAUGAAGCAGCAGAAGGUGGACAGCGCGAAGCUGGCUUCACAAACGGGCAAGGACAAAAUGGCCGUACCUCCCGCGCUUCACAGCCAACAGAAGACCGUCUGGGCUUGUUCGCUGUGCCACCAGCGACAGCAGAUUUUGGGCAAGACUGGAAAGUGGUUCCGCAGAGACCAGACUCGGGCGACGACGCCGACCGACGUUUCGCCGGCAUCUUCUCCAAGAGUUGUGCCGUCCUCAGACACGUCCUCCUCGCUGAAGGCGUUGGCCGAGGAUACUCGUUCGUCGCCGAAGGCGCAGGACGCGAGGCUCACGUCUGGGCCAAGCCAGACUGACAAACGCCCCGAAACGCUGUCGCCAAAAGGCCGCGCGGACACUGGUCGCGGCAAAACGGACACUUCUAAGCGCUCGUCCAUAUCAGAGACCGGUACAACCUCUUCGAAGUACGGUGUCAAGAAGGAAGGACCGGCCACUAAAGAUGUCAAGUCUGAAAAAACAGAGACACGAGAAAAGCGAGAAGAGCGCGUGUCUGACGACCGUUCUCGUCAAUCGCAGAAACUAGAGGAGGCAAACAGCCGGCCUUCGCCCACUCCUCCGGGAGGAGAACCGCAAACGGUCGUGUCGGAAAUGAGCGUCGAAAACUAUAAAACGUCGGUCGGCUCGGGCAUCGGUGCCAGAACUGAGAAGGGCUCGCGAGAAGAACGCCAGCCUCGCCAUAAUAGUGUCUCGAAGCACCGACAGAGCAGAAUCGUUGAUUCGUCGCCAUCCGCCGAAGCCAACCAAUCGGCGAACGUCGAUGCGUCCGAUUCUCGAACCGUGACGAACAUGGGGCAGUCACUGGGACAAGAGGUGGUGGAGCCGUUCGCCGCCGCCAAGCUUUCUCCGCCUUACAAUACAGUAACGGCGGCAACGACGAGGAGCGAAGUGGAGAAGCACCCGUUGGACAGGAGAAGAGCCAGUCAGUACGAGUACGGCAACAAACGACUGCACACCGUCAGAACGCACUCUCUGAAGCAGGAUACGCGGCAAUCGUCGACCACCGCCACUGCGGCUGCUACCGUAUCGAAGUCGACGCGAGAGGCAGCUGAGGUGGGCGGCACGGCUGUACGCAUGACGGGCUCGUUCGCCGACGAUCGCCGUGGCUUCGAGCCGGAGGUUCGUUCUACGACGAACAGAAAGGUGUCUGAAUUGGACCACGCUAAGUCGGUGCGCGGUCAGCAAAACGACGACAACGAAGAAACGAUGUCCACGACUAAAACGGCCUCCGCGGUUGCCACUUCGCAACCGCUGAACUCAACGGAGAGGUAUUUGUCACCCGAGGGAUACGCGCCAUCGACGAGGCACCAAAGUUCCAGCCUGAGGAGGGAGUCGAAGGAUCACGGAAGGAUUCACAGGGCCGAGUCUCAGAGCAGCGAAACGUCAGACGUGACCGUCGUCACGGAUUGGGCGAAGCGGCGCCAGUCGGACCAGGAGCCGUGUCGUCUGCGCUACAAAUCGUUGUCGAAGCAACACUCGAUCAGUUCGUCCGAAGAAGACCUUCCGUCCACUUCCGAGUGCCAGAGCGUCGAGGAUUUCGAAAGCGAAAGUUACUCUGACCGAGGUAAGCGCGUUGUUCGUUCUUUGUCACUUCUUCCGGUUCGAAAAUGA